Molecule: messenger RNA, 3216 nt
Organism: Paramecium tetraurelia
Lineage: Eukaryota; Ciliophora; Oligohymenophorea; Peniculida; Parameciidae
Exons: 6
Biological process (GO): rescue of stalled cytosolic ribosome; ribosome-associated ubiquitin-dependent protein catabolic process
Cellular component (GO): RQC complex
Molecular function (GO): tRNA binding; ribosomal large subunit binding
Source: RefSeq, a predicted model, not a curated record
AUGAUGAAAAACAAAAUAAGGCUUACAGCUCUAGACAUAAUGGCGCUAGUGACAGAACUAAAGUAAAAGCUAAUAGGCACUAGGCUUUCAAAUAUUUACAAUAUUGAUGCUAAAACGUAUGUUUUCAAAUUUUCUCUUCAGGAAUCGAAAUCUUAUCUGGUUAUAGAAAAUGGGUUGAGAUUUAAUCUUUCUGAUACAAUAGAGAAAAAUAAAGUACCUUCAGGUUUCACAAUGAAAUUUAGAAAGUUUCUUAGGAGUAGAAGAUUAGAAAGCAUUGAAUAAAUUGGAGUUGAAAGAGUGGUUGUGUUUACUUUUGGUAGAGAAGAUCAUACUUACUAUCUAAUACUGGAAUUAUACUCUUAAGGAAAUAUCAUACUAGCGGACAAAGAUUACAGGAUUAUUUAAUUGACUAGACAACAUGAGUUUUCUGAAAAUGUGAAAGUUGCUCCUAAUGAGAUUUAUCCUUUUGAAUACACAGCAACUAAUUAUCUCGAGAAGUUUGAUACAUCAAUGGAAAGAAUUCAAAAGGUGAUAAGCGAAAAAUAAGGGCAAAAGUUAAAGGAAGUAGUAUUUAAGUUAGUUCCCUGUUUACAUUAAUCAUUAACAGAUGAUAUAAUAUAAUAGUUGAAUAUGAAUUAAAAUGAAAAGAUUGUGAAUCAAUUUGAUAGUGUAAAGAAAGUAGUGGAUUUUGCAAUGGAUUAUAUAAAUAAAUAUCGUGCUUAGACUCAAUAUAAAGGAUAUUUAUGUGCAAAGGAAGCACCAAAAGAUGCUGAAUAGAAACCUAAAUUUUUUGAUUUCGCUGCUGAUUAACCUGCUUAUUAUUAGGGAAAAUAUGUCGUAGAAACACCUACUUUCAAUUAGGCUGUGCAUCAAUACUUUCUAGUUGUUGAUAGGCAGGAAGAAAAUAAGCAGUCUAUUGAGGAUAUAGCUUGGAAGAAGUUUGAAAAUAUUAAAUAGGAUUAAAUGAGUAGAAUUCAGAAAUUACAGGAGGAACAGGACGAAUAUAUAAUGAAGGCAGGACUCAUUUAAGAAAAUAUUAAUGAUGUCUAAGCAAUUAUAGAUAUUAUUCAGAAAAUGAUUGAAAAUGGUAUUCCUUGGGAUAAGAUACAAAGAAUGAUUAAUGAUAGCAAAAAAGAAGGAAACCCACUUUCAAAUAUGAUAGGUGGAAUGAAUUUGAAAUAAAACAAAGUGACAAUAUUAUUAGGUAAUAAAGAUGAUGAAUAUUCAGACUUGAUUUAAAUAGAAAUUGAUAUAACUUAAUCUGCUUAUCAAAAUGCCAGAAAGUAUUAUGAAAGCAAGAAGAAAAAUAGAGAUAAGGAAAUAAAAACAAAGGAGGCAGUAGAGCAAGCAUUGAAAUAAGCUGAGAAAACUGCUUUGAAGGAAAUAGAGAGAGAGAAAAAUAAAAUAUAAAAAGUGUAAAAUUAAAGAAAAAAGUAUUGGUUUGAAAAAUUCUUUUGGUUUAUUUCUUCAGAUGGAUAUUUGGUAAUAAGUGGUAAGGAUGUACAAUAGAAUGAAAUGAUUGUUAAAAGAUAUAUGAAUAAGGAUGAUAUCUACAUGCAUGCUGAUAUUUAUGGAUCAGCUUCAACUAUUGUAAAGAAUCCUAGUGAAGGCCCUAUUCCUGAGGCAACAAUAAUGUAAGCAGCUACAGCAACAAUCUGUAGAUCAAAAUCUUGGGAUGCUAAGAUAGUUGUAUCUGCUUGGUGGGUUCAUGCGUCUUAAGUUAGUAAAAGUGCACCUACAGGUAUGAAUAUACCAGCUGGUUCAUUUAUGAUUUAUGGAAAAAAGAAUUUUAUUUAUCCUCCUAGAUUAGAAAUGGGUUGCACAAUUUUAUAUCAAUUGGAUUAAGAUAGUAUUAAGAGACAUGAAGAGGAAAGAAAGAAGAAAUUAAGAGAAGAACAAUCUUAGGUUGAUGAAUCUGAAUAAAAUGAAAGUGAAAUUACUGAGAAAAAUAUACUAGAUUCUGAUAAUGAUGAUAAUGAAGACAAUAAUGAAGAUGAUAAUAAAGUAGAUUUAAUUGAUCUAGAAAAAACUAACUCUGUUCAGACUAUUUAAUAAGGAGAUAAGGAAUAUACUAUUGUUGAAGUCAAUCCUAAUGCAAGAAUGAUUUAAUAAAGAAACGAUAAAAAAUAGAAAGAAAAAGAAUAAUAGCAAAAACAAUAAACCUAAUAAUAAUAACCUAAACAAUAACCAAAAUAAUAAUAAUAAUAAUAAACAAAAUAAUAAUAACCUCCUAAAUAACAGUAGCAAAAAUAAAAUGUUAAAGAGGUUGAAGCUGAGAGUUCUGAGGAUGAUAAAAAAAAUUAGAAAAAUCCAAAAACAUAACAAGUAAGAGGCAAAAAAAAUAAAAUGAAAAAAGUGAAAGAAAAAUAUGCUGACUAAUCUGAUGAAGAGAGAGAAUUAAGAUAAAAGUUAAUGGGAGCAACUUAUAUGAAAAAUGAAGCAAGACCUGAAAAAAAAAAGAAAGAUAAAAAUGAGCCAAAAAAAUAAGAAUAGGAGUAAACACAAUAGUAGGAUGGAUAACCAAAAGAUAAAGAAUACUAUAAAAAAUAAUAAUUAAAAUAAGAGUCUAUUACAGUAAAAUUGCUGAAGUAAUAAGGUAUAGAAGUUACAAAAGAAACUAAUCCUGAUCAAUAAUCAUAAGAAGCUAUUAAAUUAAAUGAAGAACAAUAACAACAAUAAUAAUAAUAACAAUAAUAAUAAUAAUUAGAACAAUAAUAAUAAUAAUAAUAAUAAUUAGAACAAUAAUAAUAAUAAGAACAACAAGAGGUUUUAUAAUAAAAAGACCCAGAAAAUGCAGAUAAUAAAUAAGAAGAGGUAGAUAGUGAUGAUGAAAAAUAAGAAAAAUAACCUGAAUAAGAGGAUGAGAAUAUCGAGUAUUCUGAAAUGUAAAAACUUGUCUCUUAUCUCUAUGCUGAUGAUAAAUAUUUAAGUCUUAUUCCUAUGGUAGCUCCAUAUUCAGUGUUAGGAAAUUAUAAAUUCAAGAUUAAAAUUGCGCCUGGUUCUUUAAAAAAAGGAAAAGCUGGAAAAGAAAUCUUAAAUUUCUUCUAGGUCAAUAAGGAUAUAACCAAUCAAGAGAAACAACUAUUAAAAAUGAUAACAGAUGAAGAAAUUGUUCAAACAAUGUUGCCAGGAGUUAAAUUAACAGGAGUUGGAAUGCUUUAAAUGAAAUAAAAAGAGAAGCAAUUAAAGAAAUAACAACCGAAAAAAAAUAAAUGA